Penicillium verhagenii is the source of this 2952-nucleotide messenger RNA. RefSeq names its product Phyllocladan-16-alpha-ol synthase. The record is from RefSeq and is a predicted model, not a curated record. NCBI's taxonomy places the organism in Eukaryota, Fungi, Ascomycota, Eurotiomycetes, Eurotiales, Aspergillaceae. The coding region runs from base 1 to 2952 and encodes 983 amino acids. The transcript is spliced from 2 exons. Gene Ontology annotation, molecular function: prenyltransferase activity. Gene Ontology annotation, biological process: isoprenoid biosynthetic process.
AUGGACUCUACCUUGUUGCAUCAAUCAGCAGCGGUGCUGGUCAACCAAUUGACCGAGCGCAUUGAAGACUCCCAUGGAUUGGGCUUCAUGAGUCCCGCCAUCUAUGAUACUGCAUGGGUGUCAAUGAUCCGGAAGUCCGUAUGUGAGCAGAAUACAUGGCUAUUCCCCGAGUGCUUUGGGUAUAUUCUGGAUAAUCAACUUGCGGACGGAAGCUGGAUCACGUACGCUUCACAGAUUGAUGGAAUUCUCAAUACCGCUGCAUCAUUAUUGUCACUGAAGCGACAUCUCAACACACCUCUUCAAAACAGCACCAUCUCGCAUGAAAGUCUCCAAGGGCGUAUCGAUCGGGCGACACUGGCCUUGCAAGCGCUACUCCAAGCAUGGGAUGUGGAUUCCACACUACAUGUCGGGUUUGAGAUUCUUGUCCCCGCGUUGCUGGGCUAUCUGGAAGCAGAAAACAUUGUGUUUUCCUUCCCUGGACGCGAUCGACUGUAUGCAGUCCGGGACCAUAAAUUGGCUCGAUUUAAGCCCGAGUUCCUCUACGCACCUGUUCAGACGACCGCUCUGCAUUCAUUGGAGGCAUUUAUUGGUCUGAUCGACUUUGACCGUGUGCAUCAUCACAAGGUCAAUGGCUCAUUUAUGGCGUCACCCUCAUCCACCGCCGCGGUGCUCAUGCAUGCUGCAGAGUGGGAUGAUGAGUGUGAGGAAUACCUCCGCCACGUCAUUCAAGACGCGUCUGGAAAGGGCUCCGGGGGCGUGCCAAGUGCUUUCCCAUCCACUAUUUUUGAAAUCACUUGGACGCUGUCCACACUUCUCGAAGCCGACUUUGGCUUGGAUCUGAAAUCACUACCAAGUGUUCAGAAAGCUCGCUCGUUUCUUUACAAUACUCUUGUUGCAAACCAAGGAACCAUGGGCUUCGUUCCUAAUGUUUGCGCGGAUGCAGAUGAUACAGCCAAGACCAUUCUCGUACUCAAUCUGCUUGAACAAGAGGUGUCACCGGAUGCUAUGCUGAAGGCAUUUGAAGCCGAUCAUCAUUUUAAAACCUAUCCACACGAACGUGACCCGAGUUUUUCAGCGAACUGCAAUGUUCUACUGGCACUACUCCACACCAGUGACCCGACUCAGUAUGCACCUCAAAUUGAGAAGGCAACCCGUUUUCUGUACACACACUUCAGAGAAUCUGAAUUGAAAGUCCGCGAUAAAUGGAACCUUUCCCCCUUCUACUCAUGGAUGCUCAUGACUCAAGCCAUUGCCCGCCUGCAUGAGCUAUGGCAAACUUCCCAAUUACUGUCCCUGAGGGAGGCUCUGGAGGAAGACCUCAUUGCACUGCUCCAUGACAUGACAAUCUCAGUCCUGCAUCAACAGAGUCGGACUGGUUCAUGGGGCACCAAAGGCUCAAAGGAGGAAACCUCAUACGCGGUCCUCAUUCUUACAUAUGCGGCUAAAUUUGAAUUCUCCGAUGCACCUUCUCAUCAGCUUCUAACGGCAAUCCGAGAUGGUUGCUCGGUUCUACGUUCAGACACUUUGGUGGGCUCGGAACGUCUCUGGGUUGAGAAAGUCACUUAUGAAUCGGAAAUACUGUCGCAGGCAUACACCUUGGCUGCAUUGAAGUGUGCAGCUGAUAUGCCCCAGGGGGAUGGGCGAGAAUCUACUUCCCAUAUUGCCAAUGGGGUAAAUAUAUAUCAUCCCGAGCCUCUUGGAGUCCAAAUCAAGGGUGCAGAUGGCCCUGGAGACUACUGUCUUGAAACUCACGGCUCCGAGACGCACGGCUCUGAAACAAAUGGCCCUGAGACGAACGGCUCUCGAACAGACGGAUCUGAAACAGAUGGCUCUGAUAUUAAUGGUAUCUCAGAGAAUACUCCUGAGAAUCAUGAGCUUCAUGUCAAAGACAUCCAGACAGAUGUUGGUGAAGUGAAUACAAGCCCCCCUGAACAGCUGUCGGUCAAAGGGAACAUCCACGAUAGCAAGCCACAGAUGCAUGAAGAACACCCGCCAGACAGCACGGAGACAAAACCACUCCGCACCAUCCGCGCCGCCAGUCUUGGCCAACGUCCAGAAUGGUCUAUUGAACAAGAAAAGAUUCUUCUGGGACCGUUCGAUUACCUCGAGACCCUGCCGGGGAAAAACAUGAGAUCCGCAUUCAUCCAGGCUUUUAAUGUCUGGCUCCAAGUCCCUCCAGAGCAUUUACAGACUGUUGAGAAGGUCAUUUCCAUGCUUCAUACGGCUUCAUUACUCGUCGACGAUAUCGAAGAUAAUUCUCUACUACGACGGGGCCAGCCAGUAGCGCACAACAUAUUCGGCACGGCACAAACAUUCAAUUCUGGAAACUAUGUAUAUUUCCUCGCAUUACAGGAGAUCCAGAAAAUGAAGAACCCAAGAGCGAUCGAAAUUUACGUUGAUGCCCUGAUUCACCUGCAUCGCGGCCAGGGUAUGGAUGUCUUUUGGCGCGAUUCUCUCAUCUGCCCCACAGAGAGUGAAUAUCUGGAUAUGGUCACCAACAAAACAGGAGCCCUGUUUUGUCUGGCCAUUGAGCUACUUCAGAUUGGCAGUACUGUGAAGGUGGAUUUUGUUCCAAUCGUUCGAUUGUUUGGCAUUAUCUUCCAAAUUUGUGAUGACUAUCUGAACCUGAAAUCACCGAGCUAUUUGCAGAAGAAGGGUCUUUGCGAAGAUCUUACGGAAGGCAAAUUCUCUUUCCCGAUUAUUCACAGCAUUCGGUCGAAUCCUACCAAUCGGCAGUUGAUCAAUGUUCUGAAACAGAAGUCCCAGGAUGAUGAUCUAAAGAGAUAUGCGGUUGCGUAUAUGGAAAGUACCAAUACUUUUGAUUAUACUCGGGAAUUUGUUGCUAGUCUCAAGAUGGAGGCCUUGGAGAUGAUUGGAGAGCUGGAGAACCAGGGAUUAGGCGAGAAUCUUGCGAUCCGAAAGAUCUUGGGUCGGAUGUCUGUUGAUGCGUGA